Messenger RNA from Huiozyma naganishii CBS 8797, 1530 nucleotides. It is a transcript of the gene UTP15, whose product is annotated as snoRNA-binding rRNA-processing protein UTP15. Bases 1 to 1530 code for a protein of 509 amino acids. Gene Ontology annotation, biological process: rRNA processing; positive regulation of transcription by RNA polymerase I. The record is from RefSeq and is a predicted model, not a curated record. Gene Ontology annotation, cellular component: nucleolus. Lineage: Eukaryota; Fungi; Ascomycota; Saccharomycetes; Saccharomycetales; Saccharomycetaceae. Gene Ontology annotation, molecular function: protein binding. The transcript has a single exon.
AUGUCAUCGCAGAGACCAAAUAUUGUGGUUGCCCGUGGUGCGGUUUUACCGCAGCAGACAACACCAGAACAGCGGUACUGGAGGCAGUACUCCUCCGCACAGCUGGUUAAAGAACACAACGCUGUUACAGAGAUUGCGUUCAACCCUAAGAGUCCCUUCGAUUUUGCAGUGACGUCUUCGACGAGGGUCCAGAUCUUCUCCUCCAGGACGAGACAGGUAGUCAAGACGUUUUCUAGGUUCAAAGACGUGGUAUAUUGCGCCAACUUCAGAGCUGACGGGAAGUUGCUAGUGGCCGGGGAUGCCACUGGGCUUGUGUCAGUGUACGAUUCGUAUAAUCCAAGGAAUGUGCUCGUUUCAAUCCAGGCUUCGACGCAUCCGACUCAUGUGACCAAAUUCCACCCAAUGGACAGCAAGACGCUCAUAACCUCCUCAGAUGACCGUGUCACAAGGCUCUGGGAUAUUUCGCAUGCAUACGAGCCCACAUUAGAGCUGGGUGGGGCUACAGACUACGUCAGAUCACUAACGUGUGUCCCCUCGGCGCCCCACCUGGUAGCCACAGGGUCGUACGAUGGGCUUGUGAGGAUGUACGACACACGGACACAAUCGAGCGACCCAAUAUACUCGCUGAACCACGAUCAGCCAGUCGAAAACGUAAUCGCCAUAUCGCCAACACAGCUGGUCUCCUGUGGUGGACCAAAUUUCAAAGUCUGGGACUUGACGAAUAACAAGCAACUCUACGAGAGGGGGAACUUCAACAAGACGGUUACCUGUCUGGACCACGUUGAGAAUUUCUCGUCCCCGAUGCCACAGGCUUUGAUUGCAGGUUCGCUGGACGGGCACGUGAAGGUGUUCGACCCGCUGGACUCCUUCAAAGUUAAGUUUGGUUGGAAGUUCUCAAGUGCCGUGCUAAGUUGUGCUGUUUCGCCCAGCGACGCACAGGGGAACAGACACCUUGUCGCUGGUAUGUCCUCGGGGCUCCUUGCCAUCAGAACCAAGAAACAGGAACGCGAGAAGAAGGCAGGUGCCGUUCCAAAGAAGCAGAAGAGUAACAACUUCCAGCGCAUGAUGAGAGGCUCUGAAUACCAAGGUGAUCAAGAACACAUUAUUCAUGACGACAAGUUGAAGGGCAGCAGGAGAAUCCGCGCUUUCGAACGCAAGAUCAACCAGUUCAAAUGGGCUGAUGCCCUGGACUGCGCAUUCGUCCCAGGGAUGGCCAGGGAGCUCACUCUCACCGUACUGCAAGAGCUACGGAAGCGUGGGAAAGUCCGCGUCGCACUAUACAACAGGGACGAAAACUCGCUGGAGCCGUUACUGAACUGGUGUCUCAAGGGUAUUGAAGACGUCCGUUGUGUGACUGUCGUUGCCGAUUGGAUCGCCGUUGUUCUAGAACUAUAUGGAAGCACAUUGAUAGACAGCUCGCCAAUGCUGCGGCAACUCGUCGUCGACCUGAGAAAUCGCGUCAGGAAGGAAGUCUACAAAGCGAAGGAGGCACAAAAGAUAGAGGGAAUGAUGCAGUUGCUAACAAGUUAA